Molecule: messenger RNA, 4028 nt
Organism: Xyrauchen texanus (razorback sucker)
Lineage: Eukaryota; Metazoa; Chordata; Actinopteri; Cypriniformes; Catostomidae
Product: GTPase IMAP family member 9-like
Exons: 3
Coding region: 156-1787 (543 amino acids)
Molecular function (GO): GTP binding
Source: RefSeq, a predicted model, not a curated record
UAGAAAUCGAAAGUAUUUUUCAGCUUUCACGAGCAGCUCGAAGUUACACCACAGUGCAACUGAAGAACAAAUUCAUGAAUCUCCUGCUUAACUUCCCAUAAGACUCAGAGACACACUUUCUCACACUAGGUUAUAUUAUAGUUUACACCUCAAUAAUGGAAGGAGAUCCUGAGGGUCCAAAAGAAGGUUUGAAUGUGGUGUUGCUGGGGAAAACAGGAGCUGGGAAGAGUGCAACCGGCAACACAAUCCUGGGACGAAAAGCUUUCACAUCGAUGAAAUGCCCCUCUUCUGUCACACAAGAUGUUGCUGUUGAAUCUGGAACUGUCUGUGGAUUACCGGUCACGGUUUAUGACACACCAGGAUUCUGUGACACUGAAAAGAGUGACGAUGAGAUCCAGCAGAUAUAUCAGUGUGUUUUCCAGAAAUGUGGAUCAGGUCCGUGUGUGUUUCUGCUGGUCAUCAAAGCUGACAGAUUCACUAAAGAAGAGAGAGAAACGGUGGAGAAGAUUGAGGAGCUGUUGGGACAAAACCGUCUGCAGAACACCUGGAUUCUCUUCACCAGAGGAGAUGAACUGGAAGAAGAAAACAUGACGAUAGAUGAUUUCAUUAAACAGACCGAACCCUUGAAGAAACAAAUUCAGAAAUAUGAGGGCAGAUACCACGUGUUCAACAACAACAGAAAAAUACCAAGUAAACAAGUUAAAAUACUGCUGAAUAAGGUUUAUAAACUAUAUAAAGAUCUUAAUAAAAUGGUAUCAACAGGGCUUGAAAAACUGAAACUGACUCCUAGAAACAACAUAAAUAAUCCUGUCGAGAGUCUUCCGGACAGAAGAAUUGUUCUCCUGGGGAAGAGUGGUGUUGGAAAGAGUGCCGCUGGAAACACAAUACUGGGACAGAAAGUGUUUAAAUCUGAGAUGAGACUGAGUUCAGUGACCAGACAAUCCUCAAAGAAACGAGUCACUGUUUCAGGCAGAAAUGUGUCUGUAGUUGAUACACCUGGAUUAUUUGAUACAGACAUGAAUCAUGAAGAUUUAGUGACAGAGAUCACGAGAAGUGUUUAUUUAUCCAGUCCUGGACCGCACGCUUUUAUCAUCGUGUUUCCUGUGAAUAUGAGAUUCACUGAACAUGAACAACAGAUUCCUCAGAAGAUUGAAACACUGUUUGGAGAGGAAGUGUUGAAAUACUCCAUCAUUCUCUUCACUCAUGGAGAUCUGUUGAAAGAACAGAGUUUAGAUAAACUCAUUAAUAAAAGCAGUAAAUUAAGAUCUCUAGUUGAUCAGUGUGGAGGCGGAUAUCAUGUGUUUAAUAAUAAAGAGCUGAAUAACAGAGAUCAGGUGACUGAACUACUGCAGAAGAUUGACACAAUGAUACAGCAGAAUGGAGGAGGACAUUACACUAAUCAGAUGUAUCAAGAUGCUCUCAGAUUUAAACAAGAGGAGGAAGAGAAGAGACAGAGAGAGGAAGAGGAGAGGAGACAACAGGAAGAGAGACAAAGAGAAAAGGAGACUCCGAGAAUGAGGAAGGAGAGAGAGGAAAGAGCCGGAGCUGAGUUUGAAGCUAAACGAAAGAGAGAUGAAGAACAGAGAAAACAAGAUAACAGUGGAUUUAAAAACUUCUAUUCCAAAUAUCAAGCUCAUUUGUCUAUAGCAGCAGCUGCUGUUGGACUUGCUGCUGGUGUUGUUACUGGUGUUGUACCUGUUGCUGCUGCUGGUGUUGUUGCAGUUGUUGCGGCUGUUGCUGUUGUUGGAGCUGUUCUAGUCAAUGCUGAGCACAGACAUCAGGAUUGACAGGAGCAGAAGGAUAAAUAACAGCACUGAUCUGAUAUAUACAUACAAUAUAUUCACAGAUUAUCUAAAACAUUAUGAUCACUCACAGAUGAAGUGAAUAACGUGAUCAUCUGCUAACAAGGCCACAUAGUUUAGAUAAACUCAUUAAUAAAAGCAGUAAAUUAAGAUCUGUAGUUGAUCAGUGUGGAGGCAGAUAUCAUGUGUUUAAUAAUGAAGAUCUGAAUAACAGAGAUCAGGUGACUGAACUACUGCAGAAGAUUGACACAAUGAUACAGCAGAAUGGAGGAGGACAUUACACUAAUCAGAUGUAUCAAGAUGCUCAGAGAUUUAAACCAGAGGAAGAGAGGAGACAGAUAGAGGAAGAGAGGAGAUGGAGAGAGGAAGUGAUGGGACAGAAGUGCACAAUACAAUAAGCUGUUCUCAGAGUUCACUCAUGGAGAUCUGUUGAGAGGACGGAGUAUUGAUGAACUCAUUAAUAAAAGCAGUGCUUUAAGAUCUGUAGUUGAUCAGUGUGGAGGCAGAUAUCACGUGUUUAAUAAUGAAGAGCUGAAUAACAGAGAUCAGGUGACUGAACUACUGCAGAAGAUUGACACAAUGAUACAGCAGAAUGGAGGAGGACAUUACACUCAUCAGCAUACAUGCAAUAAGUACAUUUAAAAUAUUUUACAAAACUUUAAUAAACAGCAUGUAGAACAAUAAAGUGAAAAUGUAUAAUUAAUGUUAAAUACACUAGGCAUUAAAAACAAUAAUAUAUUCAUGUUUAUACCCAUUGUAUUAUUAAAAGGAUAGUUCACCCAAAAAUGAAACAUCUCUCAUUUACUCGCCCUCAUACCAGUUGUGUUUCAGCUCUGUUGGUCCAAUCUGUUCAAGUAAAUAGUGGCCAGAACCUUAAAAAAGCACAUAAAGGCAGCUUAAAAGUAAUGCAUAAGAUUCCAGUGGUUUAAUUCAUGUCUUUUAUUGUUAUUUAAAAAAUGGGGUCAUAUGGAUGACUUUAUUGCUGCGUUUAUUUGCUGUUUGGAGCUUCAAAGGUCUGGUCACCAUUCACUUGCAUUGUAUGGACACACAGAUCUGAAAUAUUCUUCUAAAAAUCUUCAUUUGUGUUCUACAGAAGAAAGAAAGUCAAACACAUCUGGGAUAACCCGAGGGUGAGUAAAUUAUGAGAGAAAUUUAGUUUUUGGGUGAACUAUCCCUUUAAAUCUUAUAAUUAAUCUAUUACAAUAUAUAUAUUUAUAAUUAAUAAUGAAUUAAUUAAAUCCAUAAGGCAAAUUAAAAUAAGAAUUAAAAAUGGUUUUGCCGAGUAUAGGAUGUGGGGAAUGAUGCCGUGACAUCUCAGCCUGGAGAUACACCACCAUAUUUGUUCCUACAAAAAGACAAUAAAAACAAAAAGCAUAAAUGUUAAAGACCAUAAUGUUAGCAAUCUAACAGUCAUCAGAAUUCUGUAAGCGUGGUUAAUAAAUGUAAAUGUUUCUGUGCACUGCCUGGUACGGCAAUAGCACCGCCCACAACUGCAAAGCCCUGCAAAAGGUGGUGCGAAAUGCCAGAAACAUCAUCGGAGGUGAGCUUCCCUCCCUCCAGGACAUAUAUAACAGGCGGUGUGUGAAAAAAGCUCGGAGGAUCAUCAGAGACUCCAGCCACCCGAGUCAUGGUCUGUUCUCACUGCUACCAUCAGGCAGGCGGUAUCGCAGCAUCAGGACCCGCACCAGCCGACUACAUGACAGCUUCUUCCCCCAAGCAGUCAGACUGUUGAACACUUGAUCUAUCACGAUACAUAUAUCAGCACUGCACUUUAUUAAUCUAUAAUCUCACACUGGACUGUCAACAUAUUCUCCUCAAUACAACUGCUAUAUAUAUAUCAUAUACUCCCACUUAUUGUGUAUUCUAUAUUGUGUGUAUUGUUUACUGUACAUUGUAUAUAAUUAUUGUGUUGUGUAAGUAUGUGUACAUUUGAUAUGUAAAUUAGUAGUGUGACAAUAAAGUGAUUUGAUUUGAGUGAUUUAAUUUUGAUUUGAUUGAUUUGAGACUGUCAGUCCAUGAGUCAUUAUACGAAAACGUGCCAUUUCCCACUUUUAAUGUUUGAUUUUCAAAGUACUGUUUUGAAAAUCUUUAAGCCCCUUUUUGGAUGAAGUAGAUCCUUACCACUCAGGAAAAUGUGCCGUGCCAUCUCAGGCUAUCUUAUUUUUUAUUUUUUUUUCAUAUAACCAAUGUAAAUGUGUGUGUUUGGUCAACCCUGUUACCGACAUA